Molecule: messenger RNA, 2181 nt
Organism: Acaulospora morrowiae
Lineage: Eukaryota; Fungi; Glomeromycota; Glomeromycetes; Diversisporales; Acaulosporaceae
Source: the annotation of a GenBank genome assembly
AUGGCUGAAACAUUAAACAUAUCGAAUGCGCUAAAGAUCCUAAUAUUGCUAAACGUCGGUGUCCUUACCGCCCUUUAUUUUAUUUAUGUUAACCUGAAAAGGCGUGUUUUAAUUCGCUCAUUUAGGAAACGAAAGGAUUUUCUUGAUACCAUCGAUUCUAACAAAAUCAAAAACCCUUUACUACUCGGAUUCUUUCAUCCAUACUGUAAUGCAGGUGGUGGUGGCGAACGGGUACUUUGGACAACCAUACGGAUCAUCCAAGAAAAAUAUCCCCAUGUCAUAUGUGUCGUGUAUACCGGAGAUAGUCAAGUUACGAAAGAAGAUAUGCUAAAUCGGGCUGAGACGCGAUUUAGCAUUAAACUUAAUUCGGACACUAUCAAAUUCGUAUUCUUGAAUAAACGUCAUUGGGUGGAGGACAAAAGGUAUGAUUUGUAUUUUGCGCUGAACAGUUCCUCGAAUGAUUCUGAUGCUCUGUGUAGGUAUCCUCGUUUUACUUUACUGGGACAAAGUAUCGGCUCGAUAAUUCUUGGGUACGAAGCUCUUGACAAAUUGAAACCGGACAUAUUCUUCGACACAAUGGGCUAUGCAUUUACAUACCCCCUCGCGAAAAAGAUCUUUGGAUGUACAGUUGCUGCAUACGUGCAUUACCCCACCAUCAGUUCAGAUAUGCUCAAGAGAGUACAUGAAAGACGCCCUGGAUACAACAAUCAGGGAUUUAUCGCUCAAAGUAUUAUCUUUAGCAGUGCCAAGAUAAUAUACUAUCGAAUGUUUGCUUGGUUAUACUCUUUAGCCGGCUCAUACGCUGAGAUAAUAAUGGUAAAUUCUACUUGGACCAAAGGGCACAUUGACACACUAUGGGGUGUAGAAAGCAAAAUAGUGUAUCCCCCGUGCGACACAUCAGAACUAUCAAAGAUUCCAUUGAACGGGAGAUCAAGAGUAAUAGUUAGUGUUGCUCAAUUUAGGCCAGAAAAAGAUCAUCAACUUCAAAUUCAAGCGUUAAGCAAACUGUUGAUAAAUCACCCCGAAUUACGGGAUGGUCCAGAGAAAAUAAAAUUGGUAUUAAUAGGCAGUUGCCGUAACGAAGAAGAUCAGAGUCGAAUAGAUCAGUUAAGAAAAUUAUGCGAACAGUUGGAUAUUGUGAGUAAUACAGAAUUCGCAAUCAAUGCAAGUUUCCCUGUUCUUGUUAGUUGGUUGUCAAAAGCAAAGAUAGGACUGCAUACAAUGUGGAAUGAACAUUUUGGAAUUGGUGUUGUCGAAUAUAUGGCAUCCGGAGUUAUUCCUGUGGCUCAUGAUUCUGGAGGACCUAAGAUGGAUAUUGUUAUCCCAUAUAAUAACCAAAUGACAGGCUUUCUCGCAAACGACAUAGAUUCAUUUUCAAGUGAACUAUAUAAAGCAUUAACAAUGUCUGAAGAGGAUUUUCGGGAAAUUCAAGAAAAUGCGCGAGAGCACGCCAAAUCACAUUUUUCUGAAUUCGUAUUUCAGGAUUCAGUUCUGAAAUUGUUGGACCCUAUACUGAAUGAAGAAAAUGGUCAUGAACAUGCAAAAGAAUUAGGUAACGCGGUACCGAAACAACCCUUCUUUUUCCUUAAACCGACUACUUCGUAUUUAACACAAGGUGGCAGCAUCGAGAUACCUAAAGGUGCUACUGUUCAUCAUGAAGUCGAGUUAGGGGUAAUAAUCGGAAAACCCGGUCGUGAUAUUAGAUACGAAAAUGCGUUUAAUUAUAUUGUUGGAUACGUACUUGGAAUAGAUAUGACGGCUCGAAACAUACAGGAUGAAGCAAAAAAAAAGGGGCUUCCAUGGUGUGCAGCGAAAGGAUUUGACACAUUUACUCCAGUUGGUGAAUUUAUUCCAAAAGACAAAAUUGCUAAUCCAGCCGAUGUACAUUUAUGGCUAAAGGUCAAUGAUAUUAUGAAACAAAGUGGUAACACGAAGAACAUGAUAUUUGAUAUCCCAUCAUUACUCGAGCAUAUUAGCUCAAUUAUGAAACUCGAGGAGGGUGAUCUGGUUCUGACAGGAACACCCUCGGGAGUUGGGCCGGUUAAUGCUGGUGAUAUUGUUACAGCAGGAUUGAAAGUUGGUCAUAAAAAUUUGUCAACGGUUGAGUUUCCGGUCAUCACAAGAAGAGGUGGAUAUCAUGGGUCGGUUCAAAUUAAAGAGGGACGAAUUAAAGAGAGUUGA